UUCUCAAUGGAGCAACCCUUCAUGAGGCUUGUCUUAGAUGCAAACAAAUCUUUGUACCCAAGGAUCGGAUAGCUUCCCAAAAUAAUAAAUUAAUGUAAAAAAAAGGGGUAUAUAAUUAGCUGCAAACAACAGUAAAAACCAGCUUUCAAACAAAUUCUUUCAUUGUCUCAAUGACCCUUUUAGACAGUCUUGCCGGCAAACCGAAUAAUCAAUUUUAUCUGUUCAAAGUCUAGCUCUUUGUGGCACUGGGUGAGGUAUCAGGCUAAGACUGUUGGGGGUGAUUGAGAGUGAAUGAAGAAAGGGUCUGUUUCUUUGAGCCAUCUGGGUACUUUUCCAAGCCCAGGAGGUUCAGAUUACCGUGAUAAUGGGGCGGUGGUGAGUCAAAAAGGUUGGAGUUCAGAGCGAGUGGCGCGUUCAGCUAACAGCAAUGGCAAUAGCAGAAGACAUAUCAGUGCUUCAUCUUUGACACCUUUUUACAGUGGAAGAACUUUGCCUUCCAAAUGGGAAGAUGCUGAGAGGUGGAUUUGUAGCCCUGUUUUGGGUUAUGGUGUUAGCAAGAACGUAAACUAUCAUCUCCAGAGGCGGCCAAAGUCUAAAAGUGGGCCGAUUGUGCCCCCUGGGAUUGCUUUCUACUCCAAUUGCUCGCCUUCCAUGAACUUGCUUGAUGGUGGAGGGAGUGGGACUGUGACGAAUUUGAUGGCAGGGUCUCCAUUUUCAACUGGGGUUUUGAUGGCUGAUGGGGUUUCCGUUCAUUAUCUUGGUUGUAGAGCCGCGGCAGCUGCUGGAGAUGUUGACGGCGAUCAAUCUUGUAUGGUGCAGAGUGAUAGUAAUGUAGCACGAUCCGCUAUUAUACCUGGAUGGUCGUCAGAUUUGGUCAGUGAGUCUUCAUUGCCAAGCUCUCAAGAUGAAAAACUUGAUGAAAUCAAGGAUGCCGAAAUGAUGCUGUGUCGUGUAGCUUCGCGGAGGGAUAUGGCGACGCAAAUGAGCCCGGACAACAGUAGCAGCCACUCAUCUACUAGAGAGAGGUCUUCAUUCGGCCACUCACCUCCCCCUAUCCUUCCUCUUCCUGCUGUGGACAACAAUGAUCAUCCUUCUAAACUGGACAUCAGGGAAGUGCAGAUAGACAAGCGAGCCACUGUUACUAACCGGUCAAAAAGGCAUGGAUCGAGAAGAAUCAAGAAAGGCGAGCCGGAUUUUGAAGGCUUCUACCGAAACAGCGCCCCAACUUCUGCUUUAUCUCUGGAUAUCGCAGAGGCAGCAACAAGCAUUUCAAAGUUGCAAAGAGAGGAAGCAAAGAUCAGUGCUUGGGAGAAUCUGCAGAGGGCAAAAGCUGAGGCAGCCAUACGUAAACUAGAGAUGAAAUUAGAAAAGAAGAGAUCAGCUUCAAUGGAUAAGAUCUUGAGAAAGCUGAGAACGGCUCAGGUGAAAGCUCAAGAAAUGAGGAGUUCCAUAUCAGGAAAAGAGGAUGAACAGAUUCCCAAGACUUCACCAAAGUUUACAUUCUUCCAUAUCCGCAUGAGUUUUCUCAGCAGUUGCUUCACCUGCCAUGGUUUCUAGUUUCUUGCAAAUCUUAUGUCCAUAUCCUCAAAUCUUUUCCAUAAAGUAUUAGCUUCCAAUGGAGUAUUUGUUUCCGGAUUUUUUUCGCUGCUGGUUUCUCGGCUUCCCUACUCUUCCAUGUAAAUUAUCUUAAGAUUUCUAGAUUCGAUGGUCCAGGAGACUGCAGAUUUCAACUUCUUGUUCUUAGUGGAUGUGAUUUUUUCUGGUUCUUUUUUAAAGGAAAUAUCAUCUUUUAUGCUUUGCAA
Gossypium raimondii (Peruvian cotton) is the source of this 1802-nucleotide messenger RNA. RefSeq lists its product as uncharacterized. The record is from RefSeq and is a predicted model, not a curated record. NCBI's taxonomy places the organism in Eukaryota, Viridiplantae, Streptophyta, Magnoliopsida, Malvales, Malvaceae. Bases 292 to 1557 code for a protein of 421 amino acids. The transcript has 4 exons.